Molecule: messenger RNA, 3918 nt
Organism: Ylistrum balloti
Lineage: Eukaryota; Metazoa; Mollusca; Bivalvia; Pectinida; Pectinidae
Product: serine-rich adhesin for platelets-like
Exons: 36
Coding region: 1-3918 (1305 amino acids)
Source: RefSeq, a predicted model, not a curated record
AUGGUUUCGGAAGCGUUGAAAGUGAGUGGCCAAGAAAUCAACUAUGUAAGGCCAGCACUGACAUCUGCAGUUUCACCUUUAAGAUUUCCUGGCUUCACAACUAUCGAUUCUCCAUCAUUCUCAUUAGUUCCCCGACGAGGACAAAGCUUCGCUACACAAUUUCAGGCAUAUCAAAAUGGCAACAUGCAACUUCAACAUUCACCAAUUAGUCAACGCAUGUCCGUAUUCUCUACAAAUCCAACAAUAUUUCCUUACCUUGCAAGACCGCGUGUUCACGGAUUCAUGGCACAGAAUGUUCCGGGAUUACAAUCCAGCACAAACGUACAGUUUCCUGCAGUAAAUGCCAGGGCUAUACCACCUACUCAGAAUGGCGGUAUGUGGAGAGUAGCCAUCCCGACCAACUUGAGGAAUGCUAUUCAAGGCACAUCAUUGACCGGUGAAGCAAGCCAAUCUCAAUCCGUAUCGACAUUACAAGGACUUGCAUCUGGAUCAGAAAUUUCUGGUCAGAUCGCUGAACAGUCAAGAAUAGAUUCAGACAACGACUUGACACAAGGGAAGGAAAUAAAAAGUUUGGACAAGGAAGCUAAUGCACAUGUCGCUAGUCGAUCGAGUACAGCCAUGAAGAUUGUUAAACCUCAAGCUUCAGAAUCAAGCCGUCGAAAGAUAAAAAAGCGUCAGGAACUGAAAUUGAAGCUAGAAAAACUGCGGGCACAAAGAGCUGCAGAGAAGGCUAAAAAGGCAGCGGCAAAGAAAGCAGCUGCAAUGGAGGCUGCUGCAAGGGAGGCUGCUGCACAGAAAGCUGCACUGACGGCAGCAAAUAAAGCUGCAAAAAUGGCUGCAAAUAUAAAAUCUACAGAACAAACAACAAACAAGGCUUCCUACACAUCAGUGCUGAGUGCAAAAGCGCCGAAAGCUACAACGAGCACAAUUCCACGGAGUCAAACAUCCACUUCCCAUUCAAGUUCUACAACCGUUUCCAACACCAUGAAUUCAUUAAAGAAUAGUCUUAAAGAUGGAGGACUAAAUAUAUCGCCCCAAUACCUUACCGAGCUCAUGAGUCUUGGUGAUAAGCACGGAUUGGAUGAAAAAACAACCAGGAACGUAAUAAAUCAUCUCCUGAAUUCUAUCAGAGUUGGAAAUUUCGACUUCCGCAAUAGAUUAUUUUCUGCAAAGCAGGAAGCAUCCUUCAAGCAAUUACAGGAAAAGUCAAUCAGACUACUGGCUGCUUUAGCUGCAGGUUCAUCUUCUUCCUCGCUACCAGCAAGAACUGGAGUAGAUAGAAGCCAUCAAUCGAAAACAGAAGGAGGUUCUGACGCAGGAAACACUGAUAUAUCAGAGUAUUUUAAACAACUGAAGUCGUCCCACUCUACUUCCGAUAUAGGAUCCGGUCAAACGUUCAGUUCAGCUGAGGUUGGAAGCAAUUCUAAUGAUCUUGCAGUGCUCCUUAAACAUUUGCAAAGCUCACAGACAGGAACAAGCGGAGGGACCGGGUCAGGCGCCUUGGACCUUCAAACACUCCUUACUCAUAUGAACAGUCAUGCACAAGGAGCAAGUGGGCAUCAACUGCCGUCUAGCCUCAGCACACAGCAGUCGAGAAGUGGAAUGAACGAACAACAGAAAUACACAAAUGACAUACACACAAAUCUGCCUCAAGGAGUCAAUAACAUUCCCGAGAUUUCAAGACAAAGAGGACAGUCUAAAUCUAAAUCAGGUACCAGAGCUGGUUCAUCACAAGGUUCCUCUUGGUCAUCAUCGUCAACGUCAUCCUCUCAUAACGUCAAAAGAGGAAACUCAGUUGCAGGAGCAAAUCAAGACGCUGAAUUAGCAAAGAUGCUUACACUGAUCUCAGCACUACAGCGGAGUCAGUCAACUAAAACACAUGGCACACAUGGAACAUCAUCGCUGUCCAGCGAGGCAGAGAUAAAGAAAGUCAUGACGGAAUUGGCAAAAUCUGCGGACGGCGCAACAGACGCUGAACUUGCGUAUCUAAUUAAGAGGCUUUCCGAACUACAGUCAGGAUCCGAAGGAUCGGGUGAAAUGCAGACAGCAAGUUCAAAACCCCGAGGAAUUAGUUCCAGUUUUUCAGGCCAGCAUUCAAAAGGAGGAUCGCAAAACGGUGGCAAAGGAGGUUUUGGCCACACGUCGUCUUCGUCGUCGUCUUCAAGUAAAAGUUUUGCGCAGACCUCAAAAUCAAAUUCAUUGCGAUCAACAUCUAGCAAAUCUAGCAGAUCCAAGUCGUCCCGGUCACGGAAUUCAUCAUCUGAACGUAAAUCUUCAGCAUCCAAGAGUUCCAGGUCAGGGAAAACUGAGUACAUCAUGCUUUAUAACAAAGGCGAACAAAAGAGGGUACGCUUGUCAGACUUGAGACGAAAAUUGCUGCCUCUGGUACAACAGAAAUCAGGGCACCAGAGUGAAGCAGAAAUAGAAAGUGUUGUUUACGAUAUAAUAAAAAAACUACGCUUAGAAUCCGCCAAGCGCAUGAGAAGCAAGGAUAGUGACAGCUUUCUUUUAGGCGGUCGUUUGAUCGAAUUUGACAACCCAGUAGGAACUCGUGCCGGUGUCAGUGGAGAUCUUGCCAACCAAGCUUCCAGUGCUGGUGCCGUUGACCAAUCAGCUAUUAGCAACUUCACACCUUCAGACGUGUUAAUGAACACUAUAACAGAGUUGGUCAACCAUAGAGACGUACCCAAUACUGCUUCAGGUAGUGCAACCGCGCCUGCGUCACCAACUCCAAACACUGACCUGACAAGGGCAGCCAACUCUGUUUCAGAAGCUGCACCGUCCGGUUUCUUGGAUUCAUUUUUCACCAUUCAGCAGGGACAGAUUGGAGUGCCAGCCGACUCACGGAUGAAAGGAGAAAUGAGUGCCGCGGACGCAUUUAGAUUCGCAGCCAUGACAUCGCUGAUGGGGGAAAAUCCACCACUGAAAGAAGUUACCGGUGAGGCAGCCACUAACACCAACAGUGGUUCCGCUACUGUUACCUUAAACUCAAAUACUGGAACACAGGCCAGCACCGCAAGUGGCUCUUCAACAAGUACAAACAGUGGAUCUAUGGCAGUCCAUGCCAGCAGUGGGCCCGUAACAAGCUCUAACCAUGCGAACACAAUAGCAACACAGACGUCCAAUGUUCAUACCAAUCAACCAACGCUCUCCAGCAGUGGUAUUGAGACAACCCAUUUAGCCCAUGGAACCUUAGGAAUAGGAAACACCAUGGAAUCCCCAUCACAACACCAACAAGGUGAUGCAGGCUCAAUCAACAGUCAAGAACAAAUGACGUCCACCAAUAUCAAUGCAAUUAGCGAUAUUACAUCACAUCAGACACCCGAUAACAUGCAAUGGAUUCCACAGGGUACAGCUGAUGCUACUACAUCAGGAACUGAUCCCGCAACAGUUCAACAAGCUUCAAAAUUAAUCGAUCUCAUCAUAGCAAACGAAAUGACCCAUCAAAACGCCCUAGGUGGCGCACACCAAGCAUCAGGAGGAAAUAUAGAUUCUACAAGCGCUGACAUGAUGGCCUCACUGCUAGCAGACCAAGUCAUGGCAAAAUCUGGUCAAUCGCCAAAUGCCGCUCUUACCGACGCACUUUCAAAUGUCAAUUCCCAGACAGGUCAAGAUUCUAUAAAUAAAGUGGCAUCAGUUCUAGCAGAUUUGAUCGCCAUAUCUCCUCAGAAUAUGCAAGGAACCGGAAGUGCAGUUAAUACAAUGAGUCACGGUGAUAGUGGGGCAUCGAUGUUUGAAAACACGCAUAACGCUGGUCAUGUCCAACAUAUGUCUGGAGCAGGAAUCAGUCAUGAUAUCGCAGGAGAGGGACAAAAUCAAAAUAUGGCAGGAUUCACUAAUAAUCAGGAUUUUAACAUGGCAGUUUCUUCAGCACAUGGACAAGCGUCGUCGCAAGGUAGUCCUACGCCAGUUGUAUAG